Molecule: messenger RNA, 730 nt
Organism: Oppiella nova
Lineage: Eukaryota; Metazoa; Arthropoda; Arachnida; Sarcoptiformes; Oppiidae
Source: the annotation of a GenBank genome assembly
AGCACCGGCACAUUCCGAGGGGAGAAGUCAUAUGAGGGCUGGAAGUGGCGGUAAUUAUAGCGGAUCUCCUGUGCAUUAUCAUCGUGUGAUGUCACAGAUCUGGGAGUCAGUGGUGGUCUGGUCUGUGGUGAUGGUCUCGUAUGGCCGUCAGAGUGGGAGUCCGACAAUUGAUGGACUCAUAUAUAGUCCAGAUUUCUGGGGACGACUCAACCCUAAGUGGAGUCUAUGCAGUCGCGGUCGACGACAGUCUCCCAUUGAUAUCAAUCCUAAAUUAUUACUAUUUGAUCCCAAUCUCAGCCCCAUCCAAGUGUACGGCGAUUAUGUGAACGGAAACCUACAGAACUCGGGUCGCGGUAUACUAUUCAAAGUGAGUGCCAACCGCACAGCGAUCAUAAGCGGCGGUCCCCUAUCAUAUCAGUAUACACUCAAAGAAAUGUAUUCGCCGCCAGGGGAUAGUAUAGUCAUAUGUGAGUUUCUUUACCAUAUACAUUACGGACGUGAAAACGACAGGGGAUCGGAACAUACUAUUAGUGGUCAUCAAUUUCCUGCCGAAAUUCAAUUGUAUGCCUUUAAUUCGCAAUUAUAUGCCAAUUGGAGUUCAGCCCAAAGCGAGGCUAAUGGUGUGUUAGCCAUAGCCGUACUCAUAGCACACACGCAGCAAUCGAUCGGCGGAAAUGCUCAGUUGAAACACAUCACACAUACACUGAAAAAUAUUACCAAAAAAGUCAUU